AUGACGAUGUUCAGGCACAUGUCCAGGCAACUUGGCCACGACCGCCCGCCGGCGCAACAGGUCAAAGAUGAGGGAGAUGGAUUUUGGGGCAUCGUGUCAUUCGGAAUUUUCGGUUUCAACAUUACAGCCUGGGAUAUGACUAUCUCUACCCUUCUGAAGCUGCUUCUAGCAGCGUCUUCGUUCUUUGGUCCCGGUUCUGCUUCGUCCCAUAAGCCUGCCGAUACUGUCUUCCGCAAUGGCUCAAUUUAUUCGAUUGACAGACGCUCCUCCAAGCACGAAGCCAUGGCCAUUACAGAUGGCUUGAUCACGUUCCUGGGCAGCGACGGGUGCGUGAGACCAUUCAUCGGACCCGAGACGGCUGUCUUUGACCUCGAAGGCCGCAUGGCCAUGCCCGGUCUGGUUGAUGCCCACAUGCAUCCCAUCUCUGGCGGCGCGGCAUUACUCAAAUGCAAUCUGAACUACCAGCCGCUGGGUCUCAACGCCGUACUCGACCAUAUCCAGAGUUGCAUCGACGGGGAGCCUGAGAAGAGCGAUGAAGACUGGUUAGAGGUCCUGUCUAUGGACUGGUACACGCUUGCUGAAGAGGCCGGGCCCAUCACCAGCAAGACCCUAGACGUUCUCAAAACACAAAGGCCCAUCGUUGCAACGUCGGCUGACCGCCACAUCUUCUGGGUCAACACCGCUGCGUUGAAGGUCUCCGACAUUACGGCUUCAACACAGAACCCUCCCGGCGGCGUCAUCGAGCGUCUGCCAGGGAGCCUGGAACCGUCAGGCAUCCUCCAGGACGCUGCCAGCGGCCUGCUAGCCGGCCCCGCCCCGGCGACUUUGCAGGAAGAUGUCGAGUCCGCCAGGGCAGCUCUGAAGCUUCUUCGAGAGCAAGGCGUAACCACCUUCCAGGAGGCAGCGUCCAGCGCAAGGACGGCGGCUGUGUUCGAGGCCGUCAAGAACGAAGGCGGCCUGAGCGCACGCGGCUUCUUCGACCAUCUCAUCAGCGCGCCCAACUCCACGGCUGAGGUCGCGGCCCUCGUGGAGGAGGUCAUUUUCGUCGACGGUAUCAUCAUGUACCCGGCCAACACCGGUGCCCUUAUCGAACCGUACUUCCUUCCCGUGGGUAACACAUCAGUGUGGGCACCAAACUCGGAAAAGUGGCCCGAGCCGUAUUGGUCGACUGAAAUCCUCGCCGCGGUUCUCGAAGGCCUGAUUCUCCAUGGUAUUGAUGCACAAAUUCACGUUGACGGCGACAUGGCUGUGCGAACAGCCCUUGAUGCUCUGCAAGACUUCCGCGACAAGCACGGCGACGUGUACGACUACAGAGUCGGCCUGGCCCACAACGAGGUAACGGACCCGAGCGACUGGCCGCGGUUCGCGGAACUCAAGGCGGACCCGAUCAUGAGCUUCCAGUGGGCGCAGGCCAGUUCGGUGUGGAUGCCCAAUGGCCUCAAAAACAUGGGCCCGGUUCGUUCCAACUAUCUCGAGGCGUGGGGAGAUAUUGCCAAGUUUGGCACGCGCAUCAUCUACGGAAGCGACUGGCCGAUUGAUCCGCUCGACGAAUGGCUCGCUGUGAAGGUCGGCGUCACCCGGUCCGGUGACCCUACGAACCCCAAUUCUCCAGCCUCCCAGGGUGCUCCAUACGACGGGCCGGGCAUUCCAGGCCUGUCCCUCUCGCGAGAGGAGGCUAUUCGUUCCAUCACCAUCGAGAGCUCUCGCUUCCUCAGGGCGGACGAGCAUAUUGGCUCGCUUGAGGUGGGCAAGCUCGCCGACGUCAUAGUCCUGCAGGCCAACUACUUUGAAGUGCCCGACGAGGAGAUUGCGCGCCAAAAGACGCUGUUGACCAUGCUGGGCGGCGAGGUAGUGUACAUCGCGGAGGGCGUGAACUUUGCGAAUGGGGUGGUGCCCAAGUUCCCCAACAACGGUACGCUGGACCGCAGGAUGGAGGAAAGGACUGUUGGCGGGCUCCAGGGCCGGCUUCUGUCCCAGGCAGGUCGGGAAGCCGUCCAGCGUCUUUCCGUCCGCAAGGAGUGCGAUCACGGGGCGGCACAGCUGCACAAACACAUUCUUUGA
Messenger RNA from Verticillium alfalfae VaMs.102, 2061 nucleotides. Its product is annotated as amidohydrolase. NCBI's taxonomy places the organism in Eukaryota, Fungi, Ascomycota, Sordariomycetes, Glomerellales, Plectosphaerellaceae. The record is from RefSeq and is a predicted model, not a curated record. Bases 1 to 2061 code for a protein of 686 amino acids. The transcript is spliced from 4 exons. Gene Ontology annotation, molecular function: hydrolase activity, acting on carbon-nitrogen (but not peptide) bonds.